Molecule: messenger RNA, 2133 nt
Organism: Acanthochromis polyacanthus (spiny chromis)
Lineage: Eukaryota; Metazoa; Chordata; Actinopteri; Pomacentridae
Gene: phkg2
Product: phosphorylase kinase, gamma 2 (testis)
Exons: 10
Coding region: 239-1411 (390 amino acids)
Biological process (GO): glycogen biosynthetic process; protein phosphorylation
Cellular component (GO): phosphorylase kinase complex
Molecular function (GO): ATP binding; calmodulin binding; phosphorylase kinase activity
Source: RefSeq, a predicted model, not a curated record
CUAACUUCAGCGUCCUCCAUGAAGAGGUUUCUAGGAAAUCAGCAGAAUGUAAACAGAAUUCAAGUGCUAGCUAGCUGUCGUUCACAUUGACAGUGAUAUUGGGUGCUGUCGCCGCUGAGUCACACACAGUCAUGGAUUCUCGGUAGUUUCCUGUUUUCCUGAGAUGAUAGUUUGACUCUGAGUCCUCGUUGAUCGUCUGUUGUCGUCUGAUCUGAUCCACGAUCCCUAUGCUGUCACCAUGACCAAAGACAUCGUUGUCGGAGAUGAAUUACCAGACUGGGUCGGGGCCAAGGAGUUCUACCAGAAGUAUGACCCCAAAGAGGUGAUUGGCAGGGGGGUGAGCAGCGUGGUGCGCAGGUGUGUUCACAGACACACCGGUCAGGAGCUGGCGGUGAAGAUCAUCGAGAUCACGGCGGAGAAGAUGACGGUGCAGCAGCUGGAGGAGGUGAAGACGUCCACGCUGAAGGAGAUCCAAGUGCUCAACAUGGUGAAGGGACACUCCUCCAUCAUCACUCUCAUUGAUUCCUAUGAGUCGGCCACCUUCAUAUUCUUGGUGUUUGACCUCAUGAGACGAGGAGAGCUGUUUGACUACCUCACAGAAAAAGUGACUUUAAGUGAGAAGGAAACCAGGAGCAUGAUGCGAGCUCUGCUAGAGGCCGUUCAGUACCUCCACUCCCUCAACAUCGUGCACCGAGAUCUGAAACCUGAGAACAUCCUUCUGGAUGAUCAGGGCCACAUCAAACUGUCUGACUUUGGUUUCUCAGUGCAGCUAGAACCUGAAGAGAAGCUCCGAGAGCUUUGUGGGACUCCUGGUUAUUUGGCACCUGAAAUACUGAAAUGCUCCAUGGAUGAGCUGCACCCAGGCUACGGCCAGGAGGUGGAUCUCUGGGCGUGUGGAGUCAUCCUCUUCACCUUACUGGCCGGCUCGCCGCCGUUCUGGCAUCGCAAACAGAUGCUGAUGCUGAGGAUGAUCAUGGAGGGGCGCUAUAAGUUCAGCUCCCCGGAGUGGGACGACCGGUCUGACACUGUGAAAGAUCUGAUAUCCAGGUUGUUGGUGGUGGACCCAGCUGUCCGUCUCACAGCAGAACAAGCCUUAGCACAUUCCUUCUUCAGACAGUACCAGAAGGAGGAUGUGAGGCACUUCAGUCCCCGGAAGACAUUUAGGGUGUUCAUCGUCACUGUGCUCGCCUGCAUCAGAAUGUACAGCCGCUACCGGAAGGCUCGGCCGCUGACCCGAGAGGUGCUGGCCAGAGAUCCUUACUCCCUUCGCGGCGUCCGCAAGCUGAUCGACGGCUGCGCCUUCCGCAUCUACGGACACUGGGUGAAGAAAGGGGAGCAGCAGAACCGAGCAGCUCUCUUCCAGAACACGGCUAAGAUCAUGCUGCUGGAGCUGGAGGACUUUGAAACAUAAAAGGUCGACCUCAUCCCUCAACGCUUUGAUUUUAUUAUUUAACCGUUCGCAUGUUGCCGUCGUUGUUUGUCUUGUCGAGUGACUGUUUAAUAAUUUUAAGGUGAGGAAUUCAGGGACUGUUUGUGUGCCUUGAUGUGCACCAUGACUCUGCAAGUUCAAGAUAAGCAAGUAUUCCUUAUCUGUGUUUCGAUCCAAGGCUGUGGCUGUCUGAAAGUCAUCCUGUCAGCUCAUCCUGUUUGCAGUGCACUUUGCAGUAGAGGACAUAUUGCACAACUUCAACGUAUGAGUACAUUAUGUAUAUUUAGGAUUUUACCUGUUCAUCGUCUGUUAUAACCAAGGAGAGGAGGCCUUUCUAAGUGGAAAACAAAGCACUGUGAUUAGUUAUUUAAUACUUACAUAGGCAUACUGUACUGAAGCUCAGAUUUAGCUUUUCCAGAGUUACAAAAUCUGCACUGAAGGCCAUGUGUGAAACAUUGUUGAGAUGUUGAGAAUCCUGUAGCUGUCAUGUAUGUAAACAUUCCUCCAAUAGGAAAGCCACUCGCACUAAGUGUGAAGACCAUUUAUGACUGUAUUCCUAACUUGAUUCCUGAGAAGAAGCACUUUUUGUGAUAGUGCCUGCUUGAGAAAUGCACAGUAAUUGUACAAAUGGAGACAUACAAUGUACUGUAUAAGCAGAAAACAAGGUUUUAUUGACAAUAAAAGCUCAUAUUUGGUUUGUCUUA